Messenger RNA from Xyrauchen texanus (razorback sucker), 2608 nucleotides. Its product is annotated as gem-associated protein 7-like. Bases 110 to 490 code for a protein of 126 amino acids. NCBI's taxonomy places the organism in Eukaryota, Metazoa, Chordata, Actinopteri, Cypriniformes, Catostomidae. Gene Ontology annotation, biological process: spliceosomal snRNP assembly. The record is from RefSeq and is a predicted model, not a curated record. Gene Ontology annotation, cellular component: SMN-Sm protein complex. The transcript is spliced from 2 exons.
CUCUUCUUCCGGCUGGAAAACGCUUACAAACAGAGUACAAAACUCUGACACAUUUACAGAGUAAAUGUGCAAUGUAUUUUAUGUCAAUGAGGAGAUGUAAACCAUCAAUAUGAAACCUACAGUGAGUGUACUGCGGCUGCCCAGAGGUCCGGACUUGAACAGCCGCGGUUUCGACCCGAACUCCCCCCGAUUCAUCGCGCUGUGUCCUACUUCCAUCUCCUCUUCAUCGUCAUUAUCGGGGACCGGGAUUAAAGAGGAGCAGCGGCUACGAUCGGAGCUGCGGGAGAGAUUUCUGCGGACGCUGCUAUUGAUGACCGACAAAGAAAUGCAGUUCAACAUGUAUGAGAAAGUGCAGGUCCGAGCGAAGUUCGGGGCCUCCGACAUAGACGUCCUGAAUUUUCAGGUAUCUGAUUUGGAGACUCCUCUUGGGGUGCAGAAAGAAGCCCUUUUGAGGUGCCAGGAUGUUAUUUCAUGCUCGUUUGAACUGUGAACUCAGGUUGACGCAGAAGCGCAGAGUUGAUUUUGUGCUGCGAUUAUUCUCUCAACCACAAGAGGGCGGCAGAAGUAUUCUGGUUGUUUAAUGAGUUCAAAGAACUUGGGUUCCAUUUUUUUCAUGCUGUAUUUAGUAACAAAUGUUUGCGAUGUUUGUUAUUUUUGUAUCAAAAGUAUCGUUCAUGUUUUAAGAAAAUAUAAGGAAUGAGAUACCUCGCUUUUUUUCCUUUUUCUUUUGUUAAAGGUAAGAAACGGGACAAUGAUUGCGGACAUUAAAUUGUACAAACAUACUAUCUGAUACUUAGGUAAAGUUGGUUUUAUAUUCGCACAUUCGCGGACUUCCGCGUUCAAUAACUCGUGAACUAAACGUUGUUGCUACACACAACACCUAUCACAUAUAACUACAGAUAAAACACCAGAAGCUACAACAUAAAUUUCCUCAAAACGAUCUUUCCUUCGCACUGGACAAAAUACAUUGAUCUCUAUGCGCAGGCUGCUAAGAAGGGACCAUCUGCAAAGUGCAAACCCGAAGGAAAGCUCGUUUUGAGGAGAUUAAAAUAUUAAAACAAUGUUAUUUGUGUAGUAACAAUAUUCAACUCAUGUGAUAUUUAGAAAGAAAAAUAUUGAUGAAUACCUUGAUAAGUCACUUAUUACAUUUACAUUGAAGCAGCAGUUUAUUCCAAAAUCCACACCCAAAAUAAACAUCAUGUUUGCUGUCAUGUUUUCUGAGUACUUGUCAAUAAUCUGAUGGAUUCAGUACCACGGACAGUAAUAUUUCUGCAGGACUGUAAACAUCAAUCAAUGUACAUGAAUUGUGUUAUUGUUAGAGUUCCAUGUUAAACACAGAUGUCAUACAACAGGAAAACAUAAAAUAGAGUUUAGCCAUUCUUUUUAUUCAACACCUGGAGAACACUGUUACACAGUCUUAAUCACAGAUAAAAACAGAAAAACAGAGGUGAAUAAAACAGCAAGACAUGGGCUGUAGUAUGUUCUGUAGAGUCCAGACAAGAUGAUCCAACUUGCUUUGUAGCAGUCGUCUCGAUGCUUUUCAGAACCUUUUGAAAUAAAUCAUGUCAUUAUUAAAACCACCACACUUACACAGUUCUUUUUCAUUUUUUUUUUCUCAAAUAAAUAUAAACGGAUGUAAAAUGAAGCAAUUAACUAUGUUCAGGAGAUUAAACAUGAUUUUCCUUUCUACAGUCUGGAUUGUUACCAAAUUACAGUUCAUGUACACAUUAAUUCAUUAUUAUUUCAUAAACACAUUUUUAAACACCAUCAUUAUAAUGCAGGUUUUGUUGCUAAAGGACAUUCUAUAGCAUCAGAACACAUAAUGUGAGAGAUAUUUGCCAGUAGGCUACAUCUGCAGUUGGCUAAAAUGUAGUUGUCUGUUUGCACACGAUGAAAAACAAUAUUAACUUUUUAGACGGUCCCUAUCUUGGUUACGACACACAUUGAAUAUUCAUCUCUAAAGUACAUGCUUAAAAAUAUACUUGCCCAUUUUGAUCGAUUAUAAAAAAUGUUGUAGUUCACAACCUUUGUUGUCAAUAUCAUGUAGCUGCUUUGAAUCUGAAAAAAAAAAAAAUAGCUUUAUUGACUAUUUAAUUGAAAAAGUUCUUUAACGCGAAUGUGCGAAUAUAAAACCAACUUUACCUAAGUCUAUCUGAUUAAUAACUCGCGAGUGAUGACUAAAGGCAGUGGCGGCCUUACCUAUGUUUCACACGUUUCAAUUGAAACGGGCCCCGCCCUCCAAGGGGGCCCCCAUUUCAGUUGUGAAAUGAAAGUUUCUGCUCCUAUAAAAAUCACAAGUCAGUAUGAAAACAACCUUGUUUUAAGAAAAACGUGUUUUAUUUGCGAUCUUCUGGAGAAAUAUUACACUACCCAGACCCACAAUCCUAAGCGUAACACUGACGUCUCUGAUUGGUCGAACUCGCGGUUACUAUGGCGACGUUUACCGGCCCCGCGAACGGCUUAGUGAUUCUGAGGUAAAAUACCGGUAGUUUAUUUGUUUAUACCUUUGCCUUUUUACCGUUAAGUUCAAAUGUUAUUUUGAGCAGGAAAAAAUGAAACGUACAUAUGCCAGUGGUGCUGAAAAAUGUAAGAUAUCGGACAACAAAAG